AUGGCUCCUCGACGUACCCAUAAAAAGUCUCGGAAUGGUUGUCGAGAAUGCAAAAGACGACAUCUCAAGUGCAACGAACAGUUCCCCUGCAGCAACUGCGCGAGUCAUGGCAUUGCAUGCAGCUUCGUUCCUCCCGGAGGCCCGGCUCUCAGCCAUGACGUGUCUCGAGGCCCUCAGGGCUCCCCAGCUGGACUUUCACCAGCAGCUCCGACAUUAAGUGCCGUAUCAACUCACCGUUCUCCGUCAAUGCCAACGCCCCCUGAAUCCGGGUACUCGGGGAACUCGGCACUCUUAGAUCUGCUUUCAGACACCCUCCACGAUGUACCGGCUGUACCCAAAGAGAACUGGGUCCGCGACCUAGAAUUGAUGCACCACUUUUGCACGGUAACGGCCGACACGCUCGCUAUACGCGAGGAUAUGCGGUAUACCUGGCGUGUAAUUGUUCCAACCGAAGGCUACAGUAAUGAAUUUGUCAUGCACGGCAUCCUCGCAACGGCUGCCAUUCACCGAGCCAGUCUCUUUCCCUCGCGCCGAUCAAUCUACCUUGAAUGCUCCGAUUACCAUCAAGCCUGUGGUCUGCGUACCUUUCGAGCUAUUCUCUCCUCUCCCUUAAAGCGCGAAAAUUGGCAGGCUAUCUUUUGUUUUGCCUCAAUGCUCGUUGUAUGGGUGCUCGCUAUGCCAGCCAGGUCUGCCGAUGGUCGCCUGCCCAGCCCGAUUGCAAACGUCAUCGAACUAUUCUCUGUCAUCAGAGGGAUUCAAGCUAUCUUAGAGCCUUUUCAACACCCCCUUAAGCACUCUUCAUUAACAGCUUUUGUGCACGGGGUCUGGACAUACAACGAUGACAAAGAUUGGUCACUAAGCUCCGCAUCCGAGAGUCUCCUUCCCAGUGAUACUAUGUCCCAACUAGGAAGUCUGCGGGGUUUGGUCGAGUCCAGCAACCUCAACCCGGAUAAAAAGGAGGAUCACAUGUCCGCUAUUUCGACUUUGGAGCUCUCAGUCAAACACAUGGCCGUAGCUGGCCUGCGUAUCGAGCGCUACGCCACUCUGGAGGCAAUCAACAAACGAAAUCUCACGAUACAGCAGCCUAUUGAUCGCACUGGUGACCUAACGAGGCUGCAUACCAUCAUCGGCCCCAAACCUUUCGCCUUGACUGGAGAAUUUGAGCCGCAAUGCCCAAGGAUCUAA
Messenger RNA from Aspergillus melleus, 1185 nucleotides. Its product is annotated as Zn(II)2Cys6 transcription factor. The record is from RefSeq and is a predicted model, not a curated record. The coding region runs from base 1 to 1185 and encodes 394 amino acids. Gene Ontology annotation, biological process: regulation of transcription by RNA polymerase II. Gene Ontology annotation, molecular function: DNA-binding transcription activator activity, RNA polymerase II-specific; zinc ion binding. The transcript has 4 exons. NCBI's taxonomy places the organism in Eukaryota, Fungi, Ascomycota, Eurotiomycetes, Eurotiales, Aspergillaceae.